Bolinopsis microptera is the source of this 2304-nucleotide messenger RNA. RefSeq names its product mitogen-activated protein kinase 1-like. Bases 6 to 1127 code for a protein of 373 amino acids. NCBI's taxonomy places the organism in Eukaryota, Metazoa, Ctenophora, Tentaculata, Lobata, Bolinopsidae. Gene Ontology annotation, biological process: intracellular signal transduction; protein phosphorylation. Gene Ontology annotation, molecular function: ATP binding; MAP kinase activity. The record is from RefSeq and is a predicted model, not a curated record. The transcript is spliced from 11 exons. Gene Ontology annotation, cellular component: nucleus; cytoplasm.
UAGAGAUGGCGCAGUGUGAUACGCCACAAACUGCCAACAGUUUUGAGGUAAAAGGCCAGAUAUUUGAUGUUGGUCCACGUUACUACGACUUGAACUACAUCGGAGAGGGUGCUUAUGGGAUGGUUUGCUCUGCGCAAGACCGUGAGAUGGGUUCAGUAGUUGCUAUAAAGAAAAUUAGCCCGUUUGAACACCAGACAUAUUGUCAGAGAACCUUAAGAGAAAUAAGAAUCCUCACUCGAUUUCAGCAUGAAAAUAUCAUUAACAUAAUGGAUAUCAUUAGAGCAGAGAAGAUGGAGGCUAUGAAGGACAUAUACAUUAUCCAGUGUAAAAUGGAAACUGAUUUGUACAAGCUCCUUAGAGUUCAGAGACUGAACGGACAAGCGCUGAGUAAUGACCACGUGUGUUAUUUCUUGUAUCAGAUUCUGCGGGGUCUGAAGUACAUACACAGUGCUAACGUUCUGCACCGGGACCUCAAACCUUCCAACCUUCUGCUCAACACUACCUGUGAUUUAAAGAUUUGUGAUUUUGGACUAGCGAGAGUAGCGGAUCCUCAUCAUGAUCAUACCGGGUUCCUGACAGAAUACGUCGCUACCAGGUGGUACCGGGCACCGGAGAUCAUGUUAAACGCCAAAGGUUACACUAAAGCUAUCGACAUUUGGUCCGUCGGUUGUAUCCUAGCUGAAAUGCUCUCUAAUCGAGCCAUCUUCCCUGGCAAGCACUACCUCGACCAGCUCAAUCACAUUCUUAACAUUCUGGGAUCUCCCAGUGCCGACGACUUGAUGUGCAUCAUAAAUCACAAAGCCAGGAGUUACCUGCAGUCACUUCCCCCUAAGGGCAAAGUACCCUGGAGAAGACUUUAUCCUAACGCUGACUUACAAGCUCUGGAUCUACUUGACAAGAUGUUGACAUUCAACCACCACCACAGAAUUAAUGUUUGGGAUGCUCUAGCUCAUCCUUACCUGAGACAAUACUACGACCCCCAUGAUGAGCCAGUCGCAGAUAAGCCAUUCACUCUUGAAGCGGAGGUAGAUGACGAGCCAAAGGAGAUUCUGAAAGCCAAAAUAUAUGAAGAGAGCUUAGGCUUCCCUAGCACCUGUUAUAACGGUGAAACACCUUCGAAACCUUAGACGCGGGAAGCAGAUAGUAGAGAUUUUAACCGGCGGCAGAACCUCGUGGUGGGCAGAUAACUUAUUAUAUCACGAAUACAAAGUUGACAGACAGUUCACAUUGUUCCUAGUAUCAAGUAAUCGUCGUCCACGGCUCUGCUCUAUUUUUCAUAAAUAUUUUGUUUUAUUGUCAUGAAAAUAAACUUAUCUAAGGAAUAUACGGACGCAUUGUUAGGUUCAAUAUUAUUUGACACCUUGAACGGACGAAUAUUUAAAUUGGUUGUUGGUGUGAUAUAAUCGGGGUGAAAAAGCCUAUUUUGAAUGAGAACCUUUCUUUUCUAUAUAACUAUUAGGAUUCUAAUGAUGAUGAUGUUUGUUAAUUCAACGUGUCCCGGGGCGGGCAUGAAAUUUGUUUUUAAAGGAAGAUCUUUGGCGGAAAGAUCGCCAUAUUAUUCGAAUGUUAAUUUUUCAUGCAUGUUUGAUGACACGUUCAUAGUGCAACAUCCAUUUUUACCGCACAAUUACACACAGAGUUACACAUUUAGAUUUGAAUUGCAUACUUUAUUUUUUAUACGAUUUCCUGAAUAGAGAGCUGCAGCCAUAAUAAUAUUUUACUAACCUACGUAACCUGGUAAUAAUCCGCUUUAAAAUGAGAUUGAUUUUAGAAUAAUCAUUAAUCUACCUAAUAUUUUCUUUUAACCCAAUCAAAUAUUCAAAUUGCUGUGCUGACUUUGCAGAUAAAAUAUGUUCAAAUUUGUGUCUAGUAGAUUGUAUAGAUAAUUAAGAUGUGUUGCUCAGUUGCUUGUUUCAGUCAUAUAAACAUGGCCUAAAGCUCAAGCAAUUCCAGAUAGAUUGGCUAUUUCAUUAGUUUAAACUAUUAUCAUAUAUAAGUUAACGACAUAUUUGGUUGGCGAUAAGUCUGUGGCAAAUUUCAACAUAACCUAUUUUUAACCUCACAAGAUUUCGAGAGUAAGGAACUUCUUAUCAUAUCAUAUGGAGCUUGUGUUUGAAACGUGAAAUAUGCCACUAAGCUUUAUCAGCCUCAAUUGUAUAUACUUUAAUGAGAUUUGGUAAAAAAGAGCUUGAUAAAGUGAUAUAAAAGUGAUAAGAUAUGCACAAGUUAAAACAUAACUCAUAGCAAGUGCUCCUUAAUCGGUUUUAAUUUUAUAUUUGUUGAAUAUUUCUCUGAAUCUCAAAA